UGUCCCCCACGGUGACCACCCUUGCUACUCGAAACCCUGUCUCCUCAUAGAAAGGGGCAGUCCCUCUUAACUUAUAGCGAUUAUUCUCUCAUAUGGCGCGGAACGGCCAUUCCUGAACCAGUACCCAGGCCUCCGUCGGCGAUCUCUGCUUUCGCUUUUCCAUUCCUUCGAUACCUAGCCUCAGCCCAUACCCCGCCCGCGCCUGGACCGUCUGACUCCACCUCAAACGACCAUCCCCUGUGUCAGGACGCGUAGUAGUGGCCGGAAGCUUUGAACCAGGAUCUUCAGUGGAGCAACGUUUGAAGCGACUCGCGCAAUCACGAUGCACUCCUACUCCUCAACCUAUAGCCCGCAGUCCCCCGGGAGGUCGUCCUCGGUUGCCUUCAUCGUCCCAUCACACAUGCCGGCCUCGUCUUCCGGCUCUCUCCACUCGAAUCCGCACCUGCAUAGGCAAGCGAGGGUGUCCACCCAGUCCUCGUACGCGUCCAGCCCGAGCCAAGACCCCUUGUCCGCGAACCCCUCCGCCACUCCGCCUCGCAACAAGCUGCGCAAGGGCAAGUCGAUCAAGCGCUACCUCGCCGGAGUCCAGGAGGGGACCGAUGCGGAGGGGGAUGGGCCUCGACACGGCAGCCGGAAGGGAAAGCAGCGCGCGGGCGCUGGCUCACGCACCUCCAUCGCGCUGAACUCGACCUCCGACCUCGCGCUUCCCUCACAGCCACCGCACGGGUUCAGCUUCAUCGUCGAAGAAGACGUGGAGAACAGCAACUUCCCUUAUGACCUCAGCGGCGACAAUCACCCUGCCAGACAGUCUACCUAUCACGCUAACGUCGUCGGGGAGAUGGCGCUCGAAGGAAGGCGUGUCGCGGCGGUGGGGCCCUCCGAUCAAUAUACCACUCGGAGCAAUACUUCCCGCGCGGACAGUGGUUCCCGCCGCGGGCGACAGUCGGCGCCAGCGAGCGAGGAGCCCGAGAGUAGCUCAUCUCUGGCGCGAAGGAUGAGCAUGGGAGGGCAGGCGGACGGUAUGACGCGCAGGAAGCGCUCGCUCAGCUUCGGGCGCAGGAAGAGUGGGAAGAAGACGCGCGAGGAGGCACCCCCAUUACCUGGUCCCCAACCGUCAUCCCCGCGCGAGCCUCCCACGAGCACGAGCAUCUUCCCGCCACACCCCGCGGUCUCCCCACCCAGUAGAUCGCCAUCAAGAGCAAGCGGCUUAUCCACGCCGCGUUCGCCGUACUCGCCCAUGCACUCGCCAAGUGCGGCGUCCUCCACUGCCUCCCUUGCUCGGUCGCGCUCGAUCUCGCGCUCACCAGUCGAGCCAGUACCCCCGCUACCAACCCUGGUCUUCCCGCCUGACAUGCCCGAGACGAGCAGCAAUGCAUCGCAGGCUCUUGACGGCACCUCGUCGCCGUCCCUUGUCAGCUAUGCAUCGCCGUCGCUUGGCAGCUCCUCAUUAGCGUCAAGCGAUCAUCCUGUUACUUGGAGUCACCACUCGCCGCCAUCGAUCCACGUUUCAUCCUCGCCUUACGACCUGCCUUCGACUUCCUCUGGGGCGUACGCUUCGUACUCCGCACCCUCACGAAGCGUCUCUACGAGCGUUGUAGCUCCGAGCGUCCACGGCCACCUAUCGAGUCCGCCACGACGCAGCUUUUCCACCAACAGUCACUGGUAUCAGGCAGGUAGCGAAAACGCGAUGAACUAUGCAGAAGGUCGACAACCACCAUCUGGCUAUGAACAUGGCAGAGGGCAUGGCCUAUCCCAGGACCCUUGGGAGGCCCUCACCGACGCGUCUUACUCGCCUCGCAGAAGUCCCGUACAAAUCCGCGUAGAUAUCGCACCACCUGCGAGUCAGCUGCCUAUCAGCCAAGUUGAGCAAGCGGAGUACGCGCAUAUGCUCCAUUCCCAUCCUCCACCGCUGCCGUAUCACACUCAGCCGAGCGCCACACACCGUAACAGCGACGCCGCACCUCCCACCGGCUCUAUGCGCCGCCGCCUGACCCUCACCGACCAGCGCGCCUCCUCGCGCGUGUCGAUGGCAGAGCAGCGCGUCCUCGGCGAAGAUGGCGAGUUCAAGAGCUCGCCGCGCCGUCUGAAACGGAAGCACCCGCCCACUGCGUCGAAGAACAGUCUGCAACUGGCAGGGUCGGAGCUCGGCCUCGUUCGUCGCUCUUCUACGACCAGCAACAAGAGCAAGGGCGAGCAGGGCCCGGGGUACCACGAGAUCCAGGCAGCGCAGGACAAACCGCGCCGCCCAUCCUUCCUCUCGCGCAUCUCGGACUUCGCGCGCGGGAAGAAGAAGAAGGCGACGCCGGACGUGGGCGUGCGGGCGAAUGAGGCGCUCUUUGUGGACGACUCUUCUGUGCAGGGCGGGCGCAUGAGCCUGGGCGAGGGCUACGCGAAUAGCGAACCAGGGCACGGAGGACCGUCGUGGGCGAGCAUGACGAAGAGCAAGAGUGUGGCGGGGCACGGGGAGGAGGUCGAUAACACGCCGUGCAGCCCGCUGUCGACGGAGGAAGAUGGACGGGAGUGGGGGACAGAUAUUGGGCACGAUGCGUGUGUGUCGGCGACGGUGAUGGAGGAGGAAUUCCGCAAAUUGAUGGAGGACCGGAAGUGGGCGAAUGAGGAGAAGGGCAAGGCGCGCGCGGACACCUUGCGCGGGAAGAGCGUCGAUACGAUGCGGGCGGGCAGUAGCAGCAUGCAUACGAGGAGCAGCGAGACGAUGCGGACGAAUAUCCUGGCGUACACCGGAGCAUCGACGCAUGUGGUUAGUGAAGCGUCUGCGUCUGCAGUUUCUGCCACCGCCGGCGUCCCUGAGCGACUGCCUGCUUAUGAAGAAGCGGUCGCUGGACCAUCAACGAGCCCUAUCGUUGCUUCCAGCGAUGGUUCAUCCACACCUAGGACUGGUAACGCUCAGGCAACUUCAGCUUCCCCAACGCCAACGCCUUCGCCCACUUCUGCUAGUGACGGCGUUGCCGACCUGCCCCAUAGGAGGUCAGGCAGCUCACAAUUCACGCCUGCGCAUCGCAGGUCGUACUCUGACUCUGACUCCUGGCGGGCCCCGAGUGCAGCUCUCGAGGUCAUGCUCGAUCAGUCGCUUUCGCCUGCGACGCGAUCAGCUUCACGAGGAUCUCUGGACGCACUUCGCAUGCUCUCGCCACUACCACCAUCGCCGUCUUCAUCCUGGACGUCCAAGCAUAGCUCAGUCAACCGGCUAAGCACGAUUAGCCCCACGUCGUCCGUCUCAUCGACCGGUCGCGCGCAUAAUAAGCUUGUCAAGAAGUCGCGGCGUCCCUCUGUGCAUCUCCUGGACUCUUUCAUGACGAACUCCCAGAGGUCGAGUACGGAACCUAAGAGCGCGAGUGGUAACCCUCGAUCACCUAUUUGGCUUAACACACCUCCGGGUGAGCACAGUGCGACGCUUGGUGGGAUUACAGCGACCGCCAACGCCUUUAUCUCACUGCAGGCGCGUGAAUCACCAUCGAAUUCCCCCGUCCUCGCAGACUCUCCGAUGGAUAUGGACCUACCACCCUUACCCGUCGCCGAUUGUCAAUAUUGCUCACCUCGCGACGAACGCGACGACGCGUUCUCCCAUCUACACGUUCCGGAUCGACCCGAGCUACGUGCUCGUCCAUCCGCAUCCGAUGUCAGGAGUACGCGAGCCAUGAGGCGAUGGACUGUCAGCGCGCUCGAUCAGCCACGAACUCCUGGCGACGAGGCGAGCGACGAGAGCGACUGGGGCGAAUCUGAGCACGAAGAGGAAGAGCAGAAAGCGGCAGAGGUUCUCGCGGUCGCGGCCAACAAGCCGCUUCCGUCGUCGACCCUGCUCCCACCCUCGCCGUCGAUGCCGUCCCUCGCGUACUUCGGGCGCGCCGCGGAGCGCCAGCAGCAAAGCUACUUUGGCGUCAAGGACAAGAGCUUGCCGCCGACGCCUGGCGAGCAGGAGGAUCCGGAGCCCAGGCAGCAGCGCGUGAACUCCAUGCAUGCGCCCCGCCGUCCCCAGCUCCGUCCCCUUUCGGUCAUGAGCCCUGUCCCCGCUGUGCACGACCGUCAAGCGGUAUCGUCGCCCCCGACACGUACUCGGUUCGGGUCGAUGUCUGGACAUCCGAGGAUAUUCGAGGUGGCGGGAGGAAGCGACGAAUCGUCUUCGGACGAGCGCGAUGACCAUGUCUUCGACCAGGACGAUGAGCCGGAGACGGCCACGCCCGGUACCAGCGCUGGUACAAGCUCGCUGGGUCAUGGUCAGUGGGACGGUCUUGCGCGCAGCGCAUCCAAGUCAAAGACGUACUCAUCCCUUCGAGUCAUUCCCCUCCCCUCGGACGCAGCGCAUACCCACUUGCUCCACAUCACUACCGAGCUGCUCGUCACAGAGAAGCACUACGUCUCGAUGCUGCGCCUGCUGCUCGUCCCCGGCAGCACCCAGACGCCUGCCCCGCCCCUCAUGCGCACAUACGUCCAGGAGCUCGUCAACGUCUGCGACGGCCUCGUGCGAUCCAUUGAAGGGCGCCAUGACCUGCCCGACGGGCACCGCCGCUCAAGCUCGGAGGCCGACGCGAGCGAGGGCGGCGCCAGGAGGCGCGGCGGCGAGCACAAGCGGCCGGAGCCGCCGAAUCCCGCGGUCGCCUGCCAGGCGCUCAUCACACACCGCGAGGACGUCGAGGGCGCCUAUGUACGCUGGUGCGGCGUCGUCGGCGGGUGGUUUGUUGGGCCAAGUGAGAACGGUGGCGCGAGCAUCGGGCGUUCGAAGCGGAGGUUGAGCAAGAGUAUCCUCACGGAGGGGGUGAGGCGAAGGUCAUCGAUCAUUCAAGCCAGCGAGGAGCCUGACGCAGACAAGGAGGAGUCGAGGGAGCAGCAUGUGGACCCGAAGGAGCAGCAGCCAGCACCGGAGCAGGGGGAUGCAUCGCAGGAAGGCGCGGUCGAGAAUGCGAGCGCGGAGUCGGGAGGGGAGCGGCCAUCCCUGGCUUCGCAUAAGAGCUCGGGGAGGCGAACGCACGCGUGGCGGAAGAGUGUUCCUUCAUUCUCGGCGCUGCAGAUGCAGCUCUCGUCUGCAAGGAAGGAAGAGGGAGGUGUGGACGGGCGGGACGCGGGCAAGGAAACUGGCUCCGGGAAGGCGAAGGAACACGGUUCAGGGAAAGCGCAGGAUCCCGCCCCUCGGUUAUCGCGGAGAGAGCGGAAGGAGCGUCAGCGGAAGCUGCCCACCGUGCGCGAGCUCGCGAUUCUGCCCACGCAGCGCGUCAUGCGAUACGUGCUGCUGUAUCGAGACUUGCUCGCGCAUACACCGCAAACGUCGCCCAUCCGGCCCCUCGUACAGAGCGCGGUUGACGUCGCUGCCUCCAUCGCUGCCAAGUGCGAUCGGGCGCAGGACACGGCCGAAUUCUUCCAUCGUGCGAUGUGAGAUGGUGGUGAGAGGAUAGGAUGCAUCGUUCACGAGGGGUGCUCGCUCCAACCCUUACCUUCUGUACUUCAUGUCUCGUGUGCACGCGUUCAUACCCUACCCCCAACUCGAUAACGACAACCACGGGCCCGUGCCGCAAAUACACGCUGGGCGGCACUGUACAUAGCAUGUUUUCCUGUAUACUGACUUACGUGCUUUCUCAUGACCCUCGCUCGCGGUUCCGCGUCGCGCACCUUCGUUUAGCUUUAGCUUAUCUGUUCUCUCUCCCUUUACGUUGUUGUUACUCUCCUAGCUAAUGCUUCCUCGCCGCCUCAGUAGUAUUGUACAUGGGAUUUACUAUGCCUUCGAUCUCCGCGGGUUACUUCGUACCCUGUCGGGUUGUAUUUGUAUGCUUCGCUCACGCUUUGACGUUCAAUAUACCCUCUGCGCAUGA
Messenger RNA from Schizophyllum commune H4-8, 5819 nucleotides. RefSeq lists its product as uncharacterized. Gene Ontology annotation, molecular function: guanyl-nucleotide exchange factor activity. The transcript is spliced from 7 exons. Lineage: Eukaryota; Fungi; Basidiomycota; Agaricomycetes; Agaricales; Schizophyllaceae. The coding region runs from base 323 to 5386 and encodes 1687 amino acids. The record is from RefSeq and is a predicted model, not a curated record.